UAGGUAACGCGGGCAGUUCAAUCGUAGUGCUGUGAGGUUCAACCAGUAUUCGUACAGCCUCACUCUGCCUAUACAGAUACAGAUAAAAAUAAACAAUUAAAUCAGUAGCAGUAAACUAGAAAUUUGAUGAGUGAAAGGGAAAUACAUUUAUUUUAGUCAACGAUGGGAAAACCAAAAGUAAUGGAGUGGUCGCGUAAUCAUAAGCUGCUAAUAUUUUUCAUAAUAGCGGCUCUGUGUUUUUUUGUGUCCACCGUUGCACUAGCGACGUUGGAUAGAGAUGCGUGUAAACUUAUUGAACAUAAACCUGAUAAUACUACACAGGAUGAGAAAAAGAUAGAGGACCCUAAUUACUACCGUCUCCCAAGAAGUGUUGAACCAGAGAACUACAAACUUAUGCUAAAUCCAAACACUACGAAUAACUCCUUUGCUGGAUCUGUCCUAAUCACAAUAUCAGUGAAAGAAAAAAUUAAAACAAUUGCACUACACGCAAAUAAUUUGACCAUUCAUGGAAUUAGCUUGACAAAUAAUAACAGUAAAGGCAUUCGAAUACUCUCUACAAAUAUGUCUUUGGAUAAAAGAGAGCUGUUAUUAAUAAAUUUACAAAACGAAUUGGACAUUGCGCAAUACAAGCUGUUUAUUUUAUUCUCUGGCAGAUUGGAUAACAAAAUAGUUGGUUUUUAUAAGAGUAAUUUAAAAACUGGCGGAACAAUGGUUGCAAGUAAAUUCCAGCCAACUUAUGCUAGACAAGCAUUCCCUUGCUUUGAUGAGCCGGACUUCAAAGCCACUUAUGAUAUCACCUUGUGGAAGCCACAUUCUUAUGUUGCUCUUUCCAACAUGAAUGAAAUCUCAUCAGUAUAUGAUAAAAAUGUUCAAAUGGACAGAGUCACAUUUGCAACUAGUGUGCCUAUGUCUACAUACUUGGCUUGCUUUGUUGUCUGCGAUUUUGAUUAUAAGGAGGCCGACAUUAACUCAGGGGGCAUAGGAAGAAACUUCAAGCUCCGAUCAUUCGCUCAGAAGCAGGAUCUGCAUAAAAUUGACUUUGCUCUGGACAUUGGAAAGAGAGCCACUGAAUUCUACAUCAAUUACUAUGAAGUACCAUUCCCUCUGCCUAAAUUAGAUAUGAUAGCCAUCCCUGAUUAUGUAUCCGGUGCCACGGAGCACUGGGGCCUGAUCACAUAUAGAGAGACAUCAUUCCUCGUGGAUCAGGCUUCGGCUUCAGCCACAAACAAAAUAAGUGUGGCCAACACAAUAGCUCAUGAACUCGCACACAUGUGGUUCGGAAACUUAGUAACAAUGAAAUGGUGGGAUGAAGUCUGGUUGAACGAAGGUUUCGCUUCGUACAUGCAAGCUAAAGCCUUAGAGGCUAUUGAGCCCAGCUGGAAAGUUUUGGAUAGCUUCUUAACUAAAGUGUUGCAUCCAGUGUUGUCGAUUGAUGCGAAGCUGUCCAGCCAUCCGAUAGUACAAACUGUGGCCACACCUGAUCAAAUCACAUCCAUAUUUGACAGUAUUUCUUAUAAUAAGGGAGCAUCUAUCUUAAGGAUGUUGGAAGGAUUUAUCGGGCCAGAGAACUUCCGUCACGGAGUCUCAGAUUACUUGAAGAAAUACGAGUUUGGCAACACUGUUACUCAAGAACUGCUGUCAUCACUAGAACCUUACUUCAAAAAAGAUUUCCCUGAUUUGAAUCUCACAUACAUAAUGGACACAUGGACUCUUCAAAUGGGUUACCCUGUGUUGAAUGUGAAACGUGGUGACGAGCCUAAGUCAUUCAUUGUAUCGCAGUCUCGAUUCCUAAUCGAUCCUGAUGCAGUCUACCCCAACGAUUCUAAGUUCAACUACAAAUGGUUUGUGCCCAUCACAUUCAAGACUGAUACUGCAACAAAGAAUGAAGUUACUUGGCUGGCUGACACAGCUCAAGAUGUAACAUUGAAAAUAAAUGCCGACGAUAAAUGGCUGAAGAUUAACAACAACCAAGUGGGUUACUACAGAGUGAAUUACGAUGAAUCCACUUGGCAAGCCCUCAUUGAAGCGUUGAAAUCCAAGUCUAAUCAGCUCAGUGGUGCGGACAGAUCACAACUACUGGACGAUGUUUUCGCUCUAGCUGAAGCGCGAGCUGUGCCUUACAGCAUAGCUCUGGACCUUACCACUUAUUUGCUAGUGGAGAACGAACUGACUCCUUGGCAGACAGCUGGAAAUGUCUUCUUCGGUCUAGAAGAUCGACUGCAGUAUUCUUUGGUGUAUGAUAAUCUUAUGAAAUACAUUCAGCGCCUAAUUCGUCCGAUAUACGCGAAACAGAAUUGGGACGCAGUAAACUUACCCAUUAUUGACAGCUUAUUACGAACAAGGAUAUUAUCAUUGGCCGUCCACUAUCAGGUGCCCGAGGCAGUGGAGAAAGCAAAGAGUAUGUUCUACCAAUGGCUGAACACUCAUGGCACGCCCGAGAAUGCGCCCAUACACCAGGACUUGCGUGAAAUGAUCUAUUAUAACGGUAUGAAGUCCGCGUCUAUGGCUGACUGGGACAAGCUGUGGGCAAUCUACAAGAAAGAGGAAGAUGUCCAAGAGUUGCUGAAACUCCGCAAGGCUUUAGCUGCACCACGUGACACUACUAUACUGCGCAAAUUCCUGCUCAUGGCAUGGGACGAGGCUAACAUCCGAAGCCAGGACUAUUUGACGGUGGUAGUUCAGAUAAGCGCCAACCCGAGUGGCGCGGCGCUAGUGUGGGACGACGUGCGCGCGCGCUGGCCGCAACUCGUGCAACGGUUCACUCUCAACAGCCGGUACCUUGGGAACAUCAUACCCGCCAUCACUGCGUCCUUCAAUACUGAUCUUAAGCUGAAAGAGAUGGAAUCAUUCUUCGGCUUGUACCCCGAAGCGGGUGCGGGUGAGACCGGGCGGCGACGGGCGUUAGAAAAUUGUAAAAACAAUAUUCGCUGGAGUACCUACCACUUGAAACAAGUCACAACAUGGAUCAAUGCCAACUAUCAGUCCUGAUUAAAAUAUUAAAGGCCACUUUAAUGAAUUGUAGGUAAGUAAGACAUUGUAAAGAUGAGUAAAAGAUUUCGUCGAGAAAGAUAAGUCAACCUAAUAAAUGUGAAAAUGAACUAACCACUGUACUCAGAGUCAUUUAAUGAUUACUAAACCCAGUCCUUAGCAAUUGUUUUGGAUACAAAAUCGUUACUUAGGAAUAGUUUAAGUAAUCAUUAAAUGUCUCUGUACGCAAGUUAAUGUCAGUCUAUCUAGUUUUAUUAAGAAGCCAUAUUAAAAUAGCCUUUAUUGCAACUGUAACAUGGUUGAUUUCAUUUAUCACAAAGUUGUUUUGAUUUUAAAGCCGAACCAGGCUGGGUCUACAUUAUAUCCAUCCUAAACUUGUUAUAUCUUAGUUAAUCUGGUCUUAAUACUUACCUAUUUAUUUACUUGUGGGCUGAAGUUUAGUGUUUAAUAAGUUUACGAACGUGAAUAUUUUAAUCACGUAUUUUAAGCUAUUAUUUCUACUGUAUUUGUUGGAGUAAGUUCAACCGUUGGUUGACUCAAAUGAAGUAAAUGAAGAUUAAAGAAUUCAAGUCAGGGCGCCGAGCGUGGUAACAAAACUGACGUAAUGAUAAAAAUCAAGCGUUUCAUUUCAAUCAUAAUGUUUAUGUGAUUAAAACUAAUUAAACUGCUUGACCCCGACUGUGGGUAUUGCAAAAUAACAUAAUAAGCAUAUCCAAUAUCUAUCGUAUGGAGAAAACACAUAUGAAUUAAUUAAAACCACAUAUUUGUUAUCAUCUUGGCUGACAAUAUACAAAUGAAGAAGAAAAAAUGAGCGAAAUAGCCCUAGCAGUUAAGCCAAAGGUUAAUUUGUCUCUGUGAACUAAUUUGAACUCUUAACAAAUAUGGCAUUGCAACAGCUGCGCCGCAUAUCCGUAACAUUCCUAGACAAACCUACAACAUUGCAGCUCUUCUGUGGCCAAUGUACAUGGAACUGUUCACACAGAAUUAGAUUUUUAUCAUGGUUGAAAAAUAUUUUUAUUUAAUUUUCGUUGUUGUUGAAAUAUUUCGUUUUUUUACGCUUCUGUGGCCGAGUACUACAUAUAGUUUCAUUUAACUCAUAUGAGUAAUCUCCAUAUUGUAUGUACGUGAAAAGAAAAAAAUCAGUCUGUACCCUUAAUACGAGUUUGCUUCGUGCGCGGCACUCUGAUUGGUUUGUAAAUUCGCGCCGACCAAUCAGAGCGCCGAACGCGCGUUUCGUUUUCGUUCAACGUAAAGCAAACUCGUACUAAUGGUACUGACGAUGACGUGUGCAAUAUGAAAAUUGCACAUCACAUGCACAAUGUCGCAGCUGUACAAACCUUAAAUUUCUAAUUAAAAGAGUUUUAAAGAUAAGUGAUUAAUAAAUUUUAUCAUUAUGAUAAUAUGAUAUUUAAUGCAGGUGUUAAUCUUAAAUACUAAAUAAAAUUAUGAAACUGUUUUCUUACUAUUUCCAAAUUUUAAAAUAUUGUUGGAUUCAUAUAAAAAUAAUAUAAAUUGUCAAUUUAAUAACAUGAUAGUUGGUUGCAUUUUAAUCGCCAUUUUGUUUUUAUUAGCAUUUAUUGUUAUAAUUAAGUUUAAACACGUAACGUAUUUCUUCAAUAUCUUUGGAUCUCAAAGUACUUAAAAACUUUCCUUGCAGUGUAUAGCAUACCAAUCGGAUUUUCAACCUUAAUACUAUUGAUUUAAAGUAGAUAUUUAAAAAAUUAAGACUGCAACAUAAUUAUUGUUUGGGAAUACCUUAAUCUAUAAGGAGGUACUACUAAUCAUGCUCAAAAUUAAUCCUUUUGUAAAACAAAUUAUAAGAAUAUGUUUGUAACCAAUGAAAUAAAACUAUUGUGUGUUUA
This is a messenger RNA of Spodoptera frugiperda (fall armyworm), 4850 nucleotides long. Its product is annotated as glutamyl aminopeptidase. Gene Ontology annotation, biological process: proteolysis; peptide catabolic process. Bases 163 to 2988 code for a protein of 941 amino acids. Lineage: Eukaryota; Metazoa; Arthropoda; Insecta; Lepidoptera; Noctuidae. The record is from RefSeq and is a predicted model, not a curated record. The transcript is spliced from 18 exons. Gene Ontology annotation, molecular function: peptide binding; zinc ion binding; metalloaminopeptidase activity. Gene Ontology annotation, cellular component: cytoplasm.